AUGUCGGACGUCUCAUCGCGGCUGCUCACCAUUCGUGAGGCUGCGCAUGUGUUUCUACUCAAGACAUCCAGCCGCGCACCCAGUGGCGAUGACGAUGGCGCACCCCUCGGUGGCGGCGCUGCUGCUGCUGCUGCUGCUGCGACUGGACCGUCGUCCGCCCAUCCAGCAGCAAGCUCCACUCCAGCGGCCGCCAGCGCCAGCACGCCGAGCCAGUCGUCGCGAUCCGAGCGCGCUGCGUGGCUUGUCGACCAUCUGCACCAAGUUGUGCGUCCAACUCAGACCUUGCCGCAUCAGUUGGCGCAUGUCUGCUGGAAAUCCACGCCGUCGCGCGUUCAAGACGAACAGGGCGACCGGCCAAUCCCCGCGUCGAAAGACAACUAUAUCGUGCUCUCCGUGAUACCCAAGCACGAAUCUCCAAGUAGUAGCAACGCGAACGCACAACAGCAGCAGCCGACACAGUCGAGCGGCGACGCUCCGAACAUGCUGCUCUCUGCUGCCUUUCAAUCGCGACAUCGAGAAGCCCUCCAGCAACAGCAAGCUGGGCUGGCCACCAAUGAAGACUUGCAGAGUCACACCUCGUCUUCGUCGUCAUGGGCAUCUCAACUGCAAUCGCAACCGUGCGUGGUGGUGCCCGACACCAAGGUCACAUUUCUCUCUUCAAGCUAUCGCCUGGUGUUAUCCGUGGAUGUCUCGGUUUCGAUGGCGACAACCGACGGCGGUUCAGGGUCGGUCGUCUUUGAAGAGCUCUAUCGCUCCAUUGACGAGUCACUGCAGGGUUUGGCGGCUCCAUUCCUCGUGCCUGGAACAGAUCUUGUCGUGGCCCCCGAAAUUUUCCUCUCGGUCAUCGCCCAGUCGCCAUUCCUUGCGUCCACCAUCAAUCCGCCCAGUCACGCGCAAACUCAUGCCCUCAACCAGUACAUGACGACGACGGGCUUGUCAGCGCGCCCCGGUGCGCCUUCAGCGCAGGCGCCCACUUUUGGCGUGAAUCCAGCGAGGCCGUCAUCCACAACCGCUUCCAUUACAGAUCCGAUUCCUCCGGUUAAAGUCCUGGUCCAUGGCGUGCGCAUCACCCAAAAGAACGCUCGUCACGUGUCAGCACACAUCAAGAAACGGCUCAUGCAGUUCGAAUCCCGCUUGGCCUCGUUCACUGCUGCCCUCACCCUCCCACAGCCUGGAUCUGGGCCACCGAGCAAUCUCACAACAUUGCUUGCCAGCUCGUCCACCACACCAUCGACUCUCGCCCCCUCGGUCAAAGGGGCGGUUGCAACUGCAACCAUGAAGAAUCGCGCCACUUCUCCAGGGGCCAAUCAAGGGCCUGCAGCGUCAACAGCUGGGCCAAGCUCCGUCAUGAACCCUGCGCCACCGCCUCCUUCAUCCUCCUUUUCGCCGUUUCUCUCACAACUCAUGCCUGCCGACACGGGUUUUGCCAAUACCCUUCAAAAUGCCAUUUUCGCACUCAAUCUGUUACCGUCACAUGCCACCCCUGCCGUUAUUGUGCUGACUGACGGCGCUGUCACUCUGCCGGAGGGCAACUCUGCCCUGGACAAUGUCUUGACGCUUUUCGGUCGGCGCGAUGUCGCGUGCUCGCUCGUGCACGUUUCUUCCGCUUAUCGGCCAGGGUGUAGCUUUGGACUUGUUUCCAACGCUGAAGUUUUGAAUUUUGUAGCAGCUUCCACGGGUGGCAGCUUCUUGUACAGCAAGGACAUUCUUAGUGGCGGGCGCGCACUCAACCAGGGCCAGCCUUCCGCCCCGCCGCUGUUUGUUUCCCUCGCCCCUUCUGCUACACCAUCGCAAGAUUAUACCUCUGCUGAUUCUGGGAGCAGCCAGCGCGUAUUUUCGGCUUCAGUCGGCAGCUCUAGCGCCAGCAGUCCGCGUGGCAGCAGCACUGGCACCCCGAGUUCUCCUCUUGGCGGCAAAGGCUUUGCACUCGAGACGACUACUACCGCGCCACCCCAAACUUCCCCGCAAGCGGCCGAUCGUCCCCUGAUGAUGAACAUCUUUCAUGACUCGUGGCUCUGCCAGCACCUUCAUCUUGGCCAUGAUCGGUUGCUUGAAGAGCAGGUGCUGCCGGUUGUGUCCUUUCUCAGCUCUGGCGGACGCACAACAGGCUACGGUCCGUUGCUACCGCUUCCUGCACUCGCGACCGUCCAAUCCACCUCAAAGUCGCCCGUAAACGCUUCAUUCCCGGCCUACUUUGCGCACAGACAGUCAGCACCGACUGGACCGGCUUCGUCGGCGUGGACACAAGUUAUUCACCAGCUCUGGCGUGAGCUCGUUCCCGCCGUGCCGAGACCACUAUCGCGCCAGGACAUUUCGCCCGAGGUCCUCGUCAAGCCAACCUCUGUUCUCCAGCUUUACUUUGCGGUUGAUGGCGGCUUUCCCUGGUCUGCGAACGCUCCGCCCUGCGUUCCUGUUCUCCGUCGCCUGGUCACGGGGAAGGAGUAUACACUGGCCUGCGGAGGCAUUGGCUGCGCCGUGUCCAUGCGCCUUCGCGAGGGCUUUACCUUGCGCGAAAUCAAAACCACGCCCGUGAUUGUCGCGACCCAAAAUGCGCAACAAGCUGCUGCUGCCAGCAGUGGCGGCUUUCCGUCUUCGCUCCCAAACACGACUGGCAUCCAGCAGCACGGGAAGGCGUGGAUUCCUUCUUCCGCACGCCUCGUUUUGCCCUGGAAACAAAACGUCACUCUCGAGUACAACAUUGAGGCCUUGUGGACGCCGCAGGCGUUGACCCAGUUUAUUCGCCACUCGUCGGCUCCACAUCCCGAGGACGCACCGCCGCCACUUGUUAGCAGCUCUGCGGCGCCAGUGUCUUGCAGGAUUUUGCCCUCCAUCUUCCAACCCAUGGACAUGUGCCAAGUUCGUGUCACGCUGACAGUGGUUGCUCCUUACUCUUUCCACCGACACUUGAGCAAGGUCAAGGAGCUGACCGCACAGCCUCCCGCCUCAGUAUCUCCGCUUGCCGGCGCUGCGAUUAAACUCAGUCAAUUCAUUAACUUGUUGGCCGACACGGAUCGAUUGUUUGGGUCGUUCCAUGCCUUUUCGCUCAAUCAGUCCUUCCACUGCUUGCCGCGGCCCUCCAUGCUUGCCCUGUUUGACCAAACGCCGCAACUGUCCACUGCCUCUGCGUCGUCGGCGGCCCCUGCGGCGCCUGCUGCAUCGGCCGACCAAUCCACGAAGGACUCGCGUGGCACCUCGCUGGCUGCUGUCGGUGCGCUCGCUGAGCAGCAAUUCCACGCGCCUUCAGCCCAGUCCGGUACCUCGCUGACCUCGCUGACAUCGACACCGAUUGUCUUGCUGCCAUUCUCUGCGUUGAGUAUGGCUUUUGACGAUUCAGAUGUCGACAGCAGCAAUGCACCAGCCGCAGCCUCCGCCGCUGCCGCAGCCGUUGCCGCAGGUGGAGCGCCGUUGCAGCCUGACAUCACCACCGAGCCACAAACAGGCGCUAGCUCCAAUUCUGCUGGGAUUGCAUCGCCGAGCUUGACAAGCACGACCCCGGCAGCAUCGACACAGUCCGUCCCGUCGACCUCAGCAACCACUUCGUCCGUCUUGCGACAUCAAGCGAUUGUUCCUGCUCUGCACGAGUCCCUCUUUCUUUCGUAUUGGAAGCAAGUUGCUGCGUUUGGCACCAGCACAUGGGGACGCUGGCUCGAUGUGCAUCGCAUCACGACCAUUUUGGUGGCCGAUGCCUUUUUAGAUGGAACCUUUAGCUCGCCGACGUCCAAAUCCGUUGUGAAUAUGCGGCCCCGUUUUGGUCGCUCCACGAGCGCGCUGCUUCAAUUCCUCCGCGAGUGGUGUUCCUUCGUGCUCGUCGCCAACACCUCGUUUGUCCGAUUUCUGCGCAAAACCCGGCAUACGAACACGAGGGACUCCCCUGACACGGAUCCCAACCACCCAGACAACAAGUUCGAUGCGUUUUGCCUGCUCCGUCUGUCCUGGGAAAGCCCUUGCCUCGUGGUUAUCACGAUCGGAUUUUUCAACACCAAUCUGACAGUUCGGAAUGCAGUUUUAACCGACAUGGAGAAUGCGAUGCGCCAUCUUUCGCUCGUUUCCGACACGAUCGGCAGCACCGAUGCCAGCAAGCGCAGUACACCGUAUGGGCGCCCUUCCGACUCUUCCACGCGCAGCGGCAGUUCCAACGACUUGACCAAAUCACCGGCAAUCGCCAGUCGCAAGCGCAAACACAAGCACAAAAAGUCCAAGCAGCGGCAGGACUCUACCACAGACCCUGUCCAUGAUUCCGCCCCCGAGGACAGCGGUGUCGCUCAUUUACGCCUGGCUGCCAAUGCCGAUUCUCUGAACAGGUCGCUUCAAGGUGCCAGUGAUGACGAGACCAGCAGUGGCGAGGAGGAUGAUGAGGGCUUGUCUCUUGCUCGCGAUCGACGUGACUCCAGCAAUGCACGUAGCGAAGGCUCUGAUGGCUCUGGUUCUUCCACUGCAGGAAACGAAACGGAUUCAGAAUCUGAGACGACUCGGUCACUCCGCUCUCCCUCUCAUAGUGGAGCUCCAACGCCGCGAUCAGAUACCACCGGGACUGGUCGUCACGCCGUGGAUGAGGAAGAGCUAAAAUCACUUCAAUUCGCCCCGGUUAUGCACCUCGUCUCCAAACCGCUGCGAGAGUUGGUGGUAUUCCAUGAUCUCGAGGCGCAACAGCCACCAAGAGAUGCGAUCGGGACGGGCGGCCGUUUGCAGCCGGCAUCGUCCAGCGUUGAGCUUCGUGGAAAUGCAGCAGCAGCAGGUGUUCGCCCGUCGGCUUUGCCGGGCGACAAGCCAUCGUCGCCAGUCUCGCGUGUCGCACCCUCGCCAUCUGCACCAAGUAUGAAUGGCGGGGGUGUCUCGCAAUCCAGCAUGGCUUUCUCGCAGUCCCUGUCCCAGUCAGCAUCGAAUCCGAGUCUCGCAGGCUCUGGGCCAAAGGUGCCUCGAAAAACUCCCCUUCCGCUCUUGGGCUCGCACUUUGUUCGCCGGCGCUUCAUGUGGGCAGUAACGUGCUUGCCCACGUCUGUAACAGCUACAAAGUCGUCCGCCUUACAAGCAUCUCCCCGCUCGUCCACCUUGGGCCAUCCUGCAUCGAGGCCGGCCGCGGUUCGACCGCCAAUCUUUUCUGGCGCAAGUCCCUCGACGAGUCCAGGGCUGGGAGCCAAAAUGCCAAACAUGCGUCCCCUCUCCUUGGACGGGCAGUUUGCUGACGCUGCCUUCUCUUCGCGUGGUCCAGCGGCCGAUUCCACCGCUGUCACUUGUCACUCCAUGAGCACCCCAGCGUUGAUCGUGGAAGCUCUCGUGCGUGCGCGCCUCGAGGAAGGGUUUGUCGUCGUUGUGUCUGACUCGGCUUCCCUGACCAUGGUGCGUGAGCUCACUCAGCUUGUGCCGACGUCGAUGCCUCUCGUGAGUCGCGCAAAAGACGAGCACAUGGCCCUCGUUCGGGAUGCUCAAGCUUCUUCGACAUCUAUCGAGUAUCGAAUGCUUCCGUUCCUGCUCCAGUAUGUGGUCUUCCUCAACCGAACGAGUCACGAAACUCGUGUGAUUACCGAGCUGUGGAUGGAGCCGCAGGCUGGUUUUGCCUGGCGAGUCCCGGAAACGAUUGCGUUGUCUGCCGAGUUGCCACCGUUCAACGGCAGCACGCCUCAUGGCGCCGCUCACAGUAGUACCAGCAAGGCCGCCGCGGUGGUCGCCGCACCGUCUCACGAGCAGCUUGCGCAACUUUUCGCCGCGCACGAUAAGAAUCUUAUUUCAGCGAUUGCUACCUUUGAUCACAUUAUUUCCGUCGGCCGAGGCGUUGCCCGAAUGCCUCAUGCGUCAGCCGCUGGGCAAUCACAAUCCAUCUUGCCGGGAUUCGCGCCCAGCCAGCAACUCAGUGUGCCAAUCACCCAACUGCACACGGGCUACCAGCAUCUUGCGUCCCAGCCUCUCGUCUCCUUUCCAAGCACCCUGCAGUACUCUCAGACUGCAAUCACCUUGGCAUCGGCUCCAAGUCACAAAUUUACGCUGUUGCCUCCGCAGUACGAGCACUCUUGGGAUUUACAGGCAGAUUUGCAGCUAGUCCCGUUCACCUUCCGGCCAGCCCUGCUCAUGAGCCAUUUGUAUGACGCAGUGCGAACCUUCUCGUGGUUUCAGCCCCAAGGACAGACCGGAGGUGAAGCUGGCGAUCUGAUCGCUGGAGCGACGGCUCUGUUGAGCCCCUCCGCCGGUGUUCACGGACUUGCGACUCCGAAUGAUGCCCAAGGGAAGAUGGCGCAGGCCGGACCCUUGACUCUCACACCAUCGGUGCUUGCUACGUUCAACUCGAGCACGGCGCCGCUUCCUAGCUCUGCCUCACAUUCACACUCGGCAUUUUUCAACGUUUCAGAAGUAACAACUCCGGCUGCAGUGCCAGUUGGCCCGCACCCGCUGGACUUGUUGGCUUCCUCACAAGCCUAUGACACAAAUUUGGCCAAUUCCUUGCUGUUCGCACUGAUGGAGCGGUCUCUGUUCUCGUUGAGCGAUGCCGAGCUUUCGCUGCAGCCGCACGACCAACAGGCCUUGCUCAAUAUGCUGCUCGAGCCUCUUCGCGUUGCCAGUCUGACGACGCAACCGCUGCCCACGUCUCUGACAGCACCUGCGUCGCCGUUUUGCCGUGUCUUUUUCAAAAUGGUCGAAGGGGGCCAUUUGUUGUUCUCCCUCACCCCCUCUUGGGAAUGGCAAAAUGCCCUGGCAUUGUACUCUGCUCGUGCAUCCCUUCCAGCCAGCUUCCUGGCAGCACAGCCGUCCGGCCUCAACGUGCACAUGUUCCAGUGCGCCAGAGAAGCCUUGCUCAGCUCUCCGACUGCCAGCUUUGACCUUGUUGCGGCCCUCGGCGCAGCGACUCCAUUGCCGCCUCGAAGCCCGCUCUCGACGCAACCUCCACCACUGCCAAGCCACGUCUCGGCUCGUCGCAGAGUGCCGCUAGAGCUUGCGCGGGAGACGGCUAAAACCUGUUACUUGCUCGAUCAGCUCCACUCUCGCGACAUUGUCACAGCCAUGUACUAUGCACUGCAGCUUGGCGUGAGCGUUUCCAACCGCGACUUUUUGAACGCCAUGGAUGGGUGCGAGGAGUCGUACGAGGACAUGGACAUUACCCAGUUUGUGCUUGCCUCGCAGCUGGCAGUGGAUCGCGCCGUGCUGGACGAAGCAACCAAGCACGGUCCUGCGAAUUCCGAGGCGGCGAGUUUAGCAGCAGCUGCUGCUCUUCAAAAGAGCAUGAAGGAGCGGUUUGAGGCGAUCGUUGGACAACACUUCCGCAAGGUGCCCAACUGCGGCGAAUACUACUACUUUGCGUUGCCGGAUCUCAUGCAGCUGCGCAGCACCCUCCAGGCUCGUCAGCGGGAGUUCCGAAUUCAACAGCAGCAGCAGCAGCAACAACAACAACAACAGCGACAGCCACAGACUCAGGCACAGACACAGACACAGGCACAACCGCCUUCGCUUUUGUCAAAGCUCACUACAAAGGAGCAAGUUGUGGCUUCCGGAAGCUCCACUUCAGCCUCGUCAGCAGCCACUCCCACCCUUGUGGAAACUUUCCCUCAGGCUGGAUUUGAUGCUAUUGACGCUGCAUUCUUUGCAAAUCUCGAUUGGCUGCACUUUUUGCCCGAAACUCUGCUUCUCAACGAUACCCAGCCGCUGUUUAUUCGGAUGGAGUGCUCAGUCCGCCGCUCGCGAACGGCAACGCAGAGCUCGUUUUACGCCGACGUUCCGAUUGAUACCAUACCCACGACGUUCGCCGAGCUCGUUGAAGACGAGCGUCAGGGCGCCAAGCUUUUGGAGGGCUUGCGCGUCGUGGCAGAAAAUGCCUCCGUGUCCUUCCGCUCUACAUCCGAGGAAGCCUCGGCUACGGUUGCUGCCGACCCGCUGGCAGGCCUGUCAGUUACUCUCCAUAUCAUUUGCCUGACGCUGCCCGCCGAGCUGGACGACGAGGCAUCUCUUCUCUUCAACCCGGCGGACAUUGCGACCUCGCUCCGCAGCGGCAGCGAUGCAGUCUUCCACGACGUGGAUGAUCCAUUUGCCGACUGGAGCGACUCCCGCUUUGGUCGCUCUGCUCCGACAACACCCGAUGUGGAAUUUGGCCCUCCCGAUUUGCGAUGGCAAAUGGAUGCACGGGGCGGCAGCAGGCGUCCCAACAAGAAGGCCCAGCAAGGAAGGUCGGCCGCGUCCUCGAGAUCGAGCUCGGUGGGCGCUCGUCAGCACCGCCGGCGUCUUGGUCGUGGGAAGCAUGGUGGUGCUGCUGGCACACGGCAGCUUGCUUCCCCGACGAAUCGUUCUGCCGAUGCCACCGCCUCGGCUUCGAGCAGCGAUGAAGACGAUGACGAAGCUGCCAGCGAGGAGGCCGAUAGGAGCAACAACGACCUUGCUGAAAGCGGCCAAGACGACGAAGAGCGCUCGGAUGGCGGCGCGUCGUUCGACACGACAAGCAGCAUCCUUGGCGACAGUGCGCGAGGGGGUCGACGCAAUCAACUUGGACCUCGCCGCACUGGCCGCGCUGGUGCUCAUCAUCUGUUGGCGCAGAACGCGGGACCAGAAGACGGCAGCGACCGCAGCUCCGAUGCCGGCAACGACAACGAGGAUGAUGAUGAUGAUGAUGCUGAUGACGAUGAUGACGACGACGAUAGCCUCGCUCUGGACGACGAUGUGCAACUCGUUCGUGAUGCAGGCAAGCUGCUGGGUCCGGUGCACCGCAACGCCUUGACCGAGACAUGCGAGGCCAUCCAGUGGUUUAUUUCGGACGAGCUUGUAUCUGCCCUCCGCUUUUCAUCCAAGGUGGAUUCAUCGACGUUGGAUGCCGUUGUCACUCACGUGCUCAAGCCGGCACCCGCCACCUGCAACCCCCUGGCGUGUUUCAAAGAUCUGCAGCUGUCCUUUGUUCAAGAGGCCUUCAGCUCGGAGCUCUUUGCCGUUGCCUUCCAUCACUUGCAGUUGAUGGGGCUGAGAGUUGAAACUCACGGGCAGCUCGGCUUCUUCACAUUCAAUCCAAGCCAAGCCCUGCCUCGGACGGAUGCUUCUGAUUCUCCAGCUGCUGUUGUCGCGAUGACACCUCAAUUGCUGUCCAUGUCGAGCCAUAUUCCCAAUCUUGACCCCUCGACGCUGAAGGGCUCUUUCGACGAGCUCGAAGCGCGCUUGGUGGCUGCUCCUGACGAUGAAGCCACAGCAGCUUCAACGACACCCGGUGGCGCGCUACCGCCCACCACCCCUCGCCGUCACUUUGCCGACACCCGACAGGACUCCACGUCGAGUACCGGCAACGCGCCCGAUGCUUUCACUUCCGGAGCAAUUUUGGGUCUGGAAAAGACCCAGAACGAGGACGCACGCACUGUGGCCCAAAUCGUCGCGGAUGCUGCUCCCACCGGGGUUGUGCCCUUUUGGCUUAUUGUGUACGUUGAUCAUGCGAGAGUGCGGUACUUUUUCCACGUCCGAGACAGUCACACCGCCGGGACCGGCUCUUAUUACCAGCUGUUCGAUCAGCUGUCUGGGCUGGUCGAGGAAGCGUGCAAGCGUGUCAAUCAGGUGCUUCUGUUGCGCCAGCUUCAUGAAACCCGCACCUGCUCUCCGUUCCUGGUGCCCGCCGCGCAAAGUCUCACGGAAGAGCGAAUUGCCGACUCAAUGGAUGUCGCCUUCACGAGAAGUGGCGAGCGCGGCGGCGUCUUCCGUGACGCCCAGUUCCAAUGCCAGUGUGUUUGGCGGGCUCACAUUCCUUUGCAUCGCCGCCUCAAGUCCGAUCAGGCGCUGCGCGCUUUGAAGGGAGUGCUAGAUCCUUUUGCCGUGUCCAAUCGACCCAACAUUUACGUCUAUCAGGAGAAAAGUGGCGCGGUCUUUUACUUCCGCCUCGACGAGUCUGCCUGCACGACAGAGGGUAACUCGUUGGUGGUCACGCAUCGUCAGCCGAUCGAGGCCUCGGAAACUCCUACCCAACCCCGCAUGACUCGCUCUGGCUCGGUCGGCUCGCUGGCCGACGAUCUGGCGACUGCUCAACCAUCCUUGCAGCCCGCGGGCGCGAACGGUCGACGAGAGUCGAACACUCCCCUGAAAGUCCCUCGCGAGAGCAUCAUGCUGCAGGUGUUUGGCAUCUCGGACGCUGGCGAGGAGAUUACAGUGCAAUUUGUUGAGCUCCUCAAGAGCCGACUGAGCGCCGUCACGCUCAACCUCAUCUCAACGCUCGUGUCGCGCAAUGUCACCAUCAAACUCACGCCAGAAGACUUUGAGUUUUUGAGGCAGCCCAACGAAGAGCCAUCGCGCACCGUGUGUCUCUCCGUCCCAGCAUUUGUUGACAAUCACGCAGCCUUCUUGGCCUAUCUCCGCCUGAAUUUGUUGCAAUGGGUGCAUGCGCUGAGCGUCAUUGAGGCGACAGACGCUGCAGCUGGUUCAGCGGCGUCCUCUUCGCAGGCUCAGCUGAGUCGCGCAUCGUCCCCUUUCCCUCUUCACGUUUCGGCGUCUAGUCAGGCAGCCACAGGUGCUACUAUCAGCAUCGACACAGUCAGCGCGGGCGGAGGUGCCCAGCACUCCACCGACAGCGUCAGCUUGGCUGCGAGCAAUCCCGAUCCGACCGCGGCUGCAUUCAACUUGAGCGAUUUUGUGUUCUUGUACAACUGCCUGGGCGCGGCGGCCACCCCAACUCCGCUCGCCACAACGGUCGGUCAAGGAAUGGCCUGCAUCUACUUGCAGCCGCUGGACAAGGUUUCCGGCGAGGCGCUUCGCUCCGUCCCCAUUGGCGCUCCGUUUGCAGAUACGACGUUUGACAUUCAUACAAUGGAUGUGUCGCUGUUGCAUUGCGAUCGCUACACUUUCCCUUCUGCGUCCGAGGCGAGCGUCGAUUCCAACCAAGCGCAACAUCCACCACCAACCGCGCCAGGGCUUGUCCUGUCGUUUAGGCUCUUCACUCGUGGAGCGGUCAACCCGGACGCGCUGCUUGAUCGCAUUACCACUUCGCUCAACCAAACCCUGUGCGACUUUAUCUUGGAGCAGCGCAUGCUCGUUCGACCCUCAUCCACCCCGAUGACCAUUGUGGGCGAAGC
This is a messenger RNA of Capsaspora owczarzaki ATCC 30864, 11012 nucleotides long. RefSeq lists its product as hypothetical. The transcript has 2 exons. The annotation marks the transcript as partial. NCBI's taxonomy places the organism in Eukaryota, Filasterea, Ministeriida, Capsasporidae. The record is from RefSeq and is a predicted model, not a curated record. Gene Ontology annotation, cellular component: peroxisome.